Molecule: messenger RNA, 6940 nt
Organism: Zonotrichia albicollis (white-throated sparrow)
Lineage: Eukaryota; Metazoa; Chordata; Aves; Passeriformes; Passerellidae
Source: RefSeq, a predicted model, not a curated record
ACCGCGGGAACUGGGCAGGAAAGACCUCGCGCUCCCCCCGGCCCCGCUGUCCCGAAUCCCUCCCUGUGAGGGAAUGCCGGCUCUGCAGUGCCGGGAACACCCCGUGACGAUCCCCCGGGAAAGGAAAUCCCGGCUCCGGUGUCCCAGGAAUUCCAGGCAGGACGACAUGGAACCUUUUUCUCUCUCUGAGCUCGGGCUCCCAACAGAAAACAAAGCUAUCCAGGGAAUUCUCUGCCCCAUGGCUGUGGAGCUCUGCCACCUCCUCCUCGCCCUGCAACGCGAAGAUUGGAUUUGUUCGGCCUUUCCCACUUUGGGGGAAAAGGCAGGACAAUUAGCCAAAGCUAUGGAAGAACUCGCUGCUGUGGCAAGGAGGCUGUCCGAGGAUUCCGGGGAGGAAGGGAGCACGGAGGCGUGUCCCGUGGGUGAAUCCCUGCUCCAGGCUGGCAGGGACGUGGUGCUGGCAGCAUUCCAGCUCCAGGAGCAUCCGGACAGCCCUCGGCACCGAGAGCUCCUGGCUGCGGCCGCCAGGAGGAGCCUGAUGGAGACAGCAAAGAUCCUUCAUCUGGAAGAGGCUGCAGGAAUGAGGAGGAUCAGUGGCGCUGCCAGCUGGCUCCUGGAAUGCCUGGGCGUGCUGCGGGAUGCCCGGGACACUGCAGGGCUGCUGGCUGCAUUCCAGCCCUUCGCUGAGGCCGUGCUCCUGUUGAGCCGCCUGACAGCCGAGCGCCUCCAGGAACUCCGGGACUGUCCUGCAGGGAAGAGCUUGGCCCAGACCCUGCAGCUGCUCCACAAGUGCGUCCCACUCAUCCACACAGCCCUGACACGUUCCAGGGACAGCCAAGCUGACCUCUCCCAGGAUUCUGUUUUCCAGCUGACGGAGAGGACCAUCAGGGAGCUCCUCUCGCUGCUCACGGAGCCCCAAGACAGGAGUGGGAUCUUCUCCCAGCAGCUGAGCAGGCUCCAGGCUCUCCUCUCCCACCCUGACCCCCUGCGCCUUUCUGAGGGCGGGUUCAGCUCCCACUUGGACGCGGUCAUUCUCCAUGGAAUGCUGCUGGCAGAGUCAUCCAGGCUGGAUGUGCAGCUGGAGCUGGUGGAACGUUGCUGGGCCCUGCUGCAGCUGAGGAGGAGCAUCUGCAGCCACAUGAGCCAGAGGGAUGGCCAGGGAGAACAUGGCCUGGAGCGGGAAUGUCACAGCUUGAGGGAGGAGCUGGAAAACCUGGACCGGGCAGCACUCAGGGCCACACUGUGCCAAAUCCUGGAUGGAUUCUUCCAGGAGAAGGAGCCCCUGAGGCAGCUGGUUGAAGGUGCCCUUAGCCUCGCCCAUUCAGGAUGCUGUCCAGCAGGAGCAGGAGGAAUUUUAAGGAAGCUCCAGCCCCUCAUUGCCGCCUUCUUCGCUCAGGCCCAGCAGAUGCUCCGAGCGGCCGAUCUGCUGCUGGCCAGGUGUGCCAAGGCCCAAAGUGCCAGGGAAAUCCGGGAGGGCAUGGAGCACCUGCGGAGCCGCCUGGCCAGCCUCCCUUCCCUGCUCAUGGAAACAAGUGGGAAUGCCAUGGAGCAGCUCCAGGCCUUGUGCAGUGCCUGGGCCAGAGCCACCAACAGCCUCCUGCACUGCUUUGAGGAGACCAUUGGCAUGAGGGAAUUCCUUGAGUUAUCCAUCCUGGAGCUGGCCAAGCAACAGGAAUGGUGUGAAGCAGCACUGGAAUGCUGGGAUCCUGAGGGAUUCUCCUGCCACAGUGCUCACCUCAUGGGCUGGGCACGUUGGGUGGUGGGAGCCUCCACCCGGCAUGUGGACAGGACCACGGAUCCCAUCUUCAGGAAUGGUUUGCUGGUGUGGGUGGAGCAAUUGGCCAAAUCUAUCCUGGAGCUGGGAGCAGUCACGGCCCUCAUUCCAGGAAGGUUUUCCUGCCUCCAAAGCCAGGGUGCUUUUUCCCAGGCAGCCAGCUCCCUGCUGGACUCUGCUCUCCGUGUCCAAGCCGGGCUGGAUGGGUCCAACCACCCAGAGAUUCUCAGCCCGCUCCGGGAGCAGGUGCGGAGCACCAAGGUGGAAAAGGGGCUGGAGCUCAGCCUGUCCCACACUGGGACACGAGCCAGUACUGAUGAGGCAGCGUUCCAAGGAAAUAUCCAAAGUCAUCCAUCUUCACCACCAGCUAACCCCCACCUGGAUCCAUGGAAAGGGGAUACACACCCUGUCAUCACAGCUCUCCUGGGAGCAUCCCAGGCCGGUGACAUGGACACUGUCCAUGCUGCCAGCUCCAUCCUGCUGGAGCUCUCUGAUGGAUAUGUGGAAGCAGCACGGGAAGCACUGCCUGUGGCUGAACCCCCCCAGCUGCAGGUGCUGGAGCAGCACUGGGAUAUCAAAGCACUUACCCCAGGGAUCAUCAGCCUGGCCAUGGAAACGGCCCCUGGGCAGCUCCCUGCUCCAGGCAGGCUUCUCCAAAUGGCACUCAGGCUCUCGGGAAGGAUCCAGGAGACUCGGGAGUGCCUGGCAGCUGUGGCAGGCUCUUGGAAUGGUCUGGCCCAGCAAGUGCUUGGAUUUAUCCUGUCAGGUGACUUUCCAAGAGGGAAGCAGGCUUUGGAUGAGACCCUGCUGGGCUUAGCAGGAGCAGUGCAGAUGGCAGGAGGCAUUGCAAGCGUAGCCUGCAGUAGGGAAAAUCCUAAUCCCUCUCAUAUCCAGGAGAGCUUUCUGCAGCUCCAAGCCAAGUUUUCCCAUGCUCAGCUGAACACCAAAGGGUUCCUGGAGAAGGCAGUGUCCUUCAGGGAAUCCUGUGGGAUGGAAAAGGCCAUGCUGGAGCUGCACGGUGUCCGGUGGGCCAUUGGCAUGUGUAUCCUGCUGGAUGCCAUGGAUCAGUUCGUGGGCAGGGAUGUCCUGUUCCUGAGGGAGCUGAGCAGAGCCGUGAGGAGCAAGGUUUGCCCACGGAGCCUCCUGGCUGCUGUGGCUGAAAAUUCCCUCAGGUUGCAGGAGGCUGCCUGGCUCUCCUACUUAUCCUGCCCUGGAGACCACGAUGCCAGAGAAAUCCUGGCGCUCCGGGAGGAGAUCCAGGUGUUCAUGGAAGCACUGCUGGAUGUGUCCAACACCCUCCUGCUCUCCCCACUGCCUACUGCCAGCCUGGCCACCCGCUUCGAGCUCCUGCAGAGGGACGUGGCCCUCAGGGCCAAGGCGUUGCUGCUCCACAUGGAAAGGGUCAACAAGGAACAGCUGCAGCUGAUCCAAGAUGUGGUUGGAGCAGCUCUGUCCAACCUCACCCAAGAGGAGAGGCAGAGGAGCAAAGAAGGCUUUGAGGAGAAGGCAAAUCAGCUCAUGGCUGAUGUCCAGAGGGUCAGAAACACCCUCCAGGGUGCUCUGGGGGCCAGUGCUCAACUUACAUCCCAGCCUGACCUGCUAUCCAUGGCUGACCACCUCCUGCUCCUCACAGCUGACGUGGUGGGAAGCGCCCGGCGGCACUUCCAGAGCCACCAGGACCCUGGGGAUCCCUGCCAGGCCCCUGGGGAUCCCUGCCAGGCCGCUGGGGAUCCCCACCUGGAAGGCAUGGUGUGGUACUGGUCGGCCAAGGCUCACUACCUUGUCACACAGCUCUGGGUUAUCCAUAGAAUUGACAGGGACACCCUGCGGUGCCUCACAGAAUGCCUGCAGCGGGAACGCUGCCCAGGAUCACCCAGCAGCACAGCUGGACUCUCCCCAGCCCCAGAGCCCCCUGAGGCAGCAGGAAUUCAUCCAUGCAGGAGCAGAGGAGAGAGUGGAGCUGUGCAGGAAGUGCAUGAACUGGUACGGGAGCUCUUUUCCCUGACAGGGUGUUGGUCAGGGCUGUCCGUCAUUCCUGGUGCUCCCUGCACAGAGCAGGAAUGUGAGGGAUGCUGGCAGGGCCCCUGGACGUCAGCAGGCUGACCCUGGGCCACUCAAGUAGCUCAGGUUUCUGUCAGCCCUGGAUUCCUGGAUAUCCGAUCAGCCAGGCUCUCCUACAUCCAUCCCAAUCCAUUUCAGAGGCACAGGGGCUGCAGCUCUCCCUCAUCUCCACACAUUCCCUCUGGAAAUACCAGCAACUCCAUUCCCAUGGGUGUCAGGAGCUGGGAAAGGCUUUGGCACAGACCCAGGUCCCUCAGCAAAGUGCUUUAGAGCUCUCAUUGUGCUGGGAAUUAAUUGCAAACUGUCAGCUUGUAGGACACCCCAUUCCCAUUCUGAGAUGGCUCCAAGGGCUUUGGAUUUAGGGAGAAGGGCUGGUGGGAAGGGGGAGUGGACCCAGAAGGGGGUGGGCAGCUUUCCCACCAGCUUUACUCACCAAAAUCUCCUUCAGAAACAUCCAGGUGGAGGAGAGCACUUGGCAUCGCUGUGUCCACACAUUCCAGGUCUGGAAUCUGCUCCAUUACUGCCCCGGCAGCACCAGGAUGGCCCUUCCAGCACCUGCCCUGCAAAGCAGGAGAGAGCAAACUGUGCCAAGUGGCAGGGUGGCCCCAGCAGGGUGUCCCAGGUGACCCGGGACAUGGCCACGAGGAGGCUCCACAUGGCUCAGUUCCUGCGCAGGAAGGGCCCCAUUGCGAGCAAGGAGCAGUUUGUUGCAUGUGCCAGACAAAUGAUUUCCGACGGGCAGGUGGUUGUUAAGUUUGGGAACAUCCUUGCCAAGCACUGCCUGGACCAGAGAUGCUCCAUGGAGCUGCUCCGUGCCACUGAGCACGCCCAAUCCAUCAGCAGCCAGCUCGGCAUCGUGGCCAGGGUGAAAGCAGUGACUGGGGAGAGCAGGGCCUCCUCUGAGCUGCUGCUCAGCAACGUGCAGAACCUCCUUCAAGCAGUGCAGCACAUCCUGAGGGCGGCCGAGGCGGCCUGUGUCAAAGGUUUGGGACAACCCCCAGCAGACCCUGAAGAAGAAGAAGUUGCUGCUUUCUGCCAGCAGUGGAGGAAAAACCUGACACAGCACAGAGCCAAGGAGGCCUUAAAUUCCACCCGGGAUGAAUUAGGGCUCCGGAAAACUCGAGGGGCAAAGGCUGAGCCCACCCUGAUGUCUCUGGUGCAAGAGCAACCCCCUUGGAGCAGGAAUAUCCCAAAGCAUCCCAGUCCCAGGAAAGGACACACAGUUAUGGACAGACAUCUGUAAAUCCAGAGGGGCUGCUUGUCCCAGUGCUGUUGGAAGCAAAGGAGGAAUACUUUGCAGUGUGCAGGAUUCAUGUUGGAGUUUUUCAUUGUGGCAGGAAAAUCUUGGAACAGGCUCCGAGGGGAGGCCAGGAAUCUUCUGGUGAGUGUUUUACCCCCAGGUGGUGAGAUGGGAUGGACGGGGCUCUGGAGAAUCCUGAUCCAGUGGGAGGUGUCAGAGGUAUCCCUGCCCAUAGCAGGCGGUGGAAUGGGAUGAAUUUAAGGUCCAUUCCCACCCAAACUAUUCCAGGAUUCUGUGAUCCAGAGAUGUUCAGGCUUUGUGACAUCUUUCAGCCUUUCCUCCUUCACACAUCCAGGGGUACAGCAGUGGGGAGUGUUUUGUCUCACCUGCUGCCCCUGAGCCUGCAGAUUUCUUCCCAAAAUCCCACUCAGCCCCAGGAUUCUCUGCUAUCCAGAGUAAACAUUCACUUCCCAAGAUCACCCACCUCACAGCUUCCAGAGUAUCCCAGACUGGUGACACUGCUGCUCCUGUAUCCUGCCUCUCCACAUCCAUCCUUCCAGCCUCAGGAUCACGAGUUGUCCGAUGGAAACACUGCUCCAUGCUGGAAUCCUGCAGGAGAGGUGGAAGGGAGCCUCCCCUGUGGAAUACACAAUCCAACACCACAGCAGAUCACAAGUGGCUCCGUGGUGGCUGCAGCCCAUCCCAGCCCACCUUGGGGUCCCACCUGCAUCCCAACCACCUUGCCCAGCCCAGGAAUUCCAUUACGUGCGUGGCAGCAAGGAAUCUCCUCCAUAUUCCAAGAAAAAGCAACAGCAGGCACACUGGAGACUCUGGGAAGCAAUCUGCAAUGGAUAAAGCAGGGCAGGGGAGGAGGGAGGCAGGAAGGAAGGAAACACACAUGGAGACAGCAGGCUGUGAGGACUCACAGGCCUUUGUAUCCAUGUCCUAUUCCCACACUAUUUUUCCCUGCUUGUUUUGAGGAAAACCUUGACCAGCCACACCAGUGCGUAGAAGAAGAAAUAACAGACUACUAAUAAAGGACUAAUGGGUUACUCCAAAAUAACAACCCAGUUCCAUGUCUAUUCUCUACGUUUGCUACACAAAAAAAUAAUAAAAUUAAUGGAAUCCAUGCUCUGGCAAAUCAGGAAGGCAAAGGGAAACCAGGAAUGCCUUCGGGAGAUGCUUCUUCUGCUGUGCAGGAAUCACAGGCUUCCCUUGGCUCAUCCAUGCAAGGCAAAACCUCAGAAUUUGGGAUAAACACUCUGCUGUACCAAUGGAAACACCACUUGGCCAGCAGACAAGAGGAAAAGGUCCAUGACCAUCACUCGGUGAAAGGAAAAACAAGUGGGAAAGGUCCAUGACCAUCACUUGGCCAAGGGAAAAACAAGAUGAAAAGGUCCACCAAGGAAGAGACUUAAAGCAGAGAAAGCUUCCAAAGGGUGGGAAGCAGAUGACUGAUUGAGAGGCCGGCACAUUUUUAUUGGAAAAGCAGCUGGCUAGGAAUGACUGCACUUCCUCUGGAGAAAAAGCAGCCCCAGAGGCUGGAGGACAGUUCUGCUCUCCCAUGCAAAACCUGGGGAAUUCAUGACAUGCAGGAUGUUCCAUGAUGGAAAAUGCCAACUCUCUCCAUGAGACCUAGGGAUCAGGUACAAGGUUAUGUUAAAACCCCACAAACCAUCCCAAAAAUCCCGGCUUUAGUCCCCUCCUCCCAGCUGCCACCGUAUGCACACCGAGUCAUCACCAGGAAUUAACUGUACCCUUUUUAAUUGUUUUGUUAAAAAUGUCGUCGAGACACCAUGAAUACAAGUACUGCAGUUACAGCCAUACAAAAAAAGCAAUACAAAUUAAGCAGCUGAAUACAAAAA